AUGCCGAAAUCGCAAACAGAAAUGCGAUUCCGAUACAAAUGGCUGCAAGCCUUGCGUGGUAAGAGCGCGACUCAUCUCCCUAUCAGAAACACAUGGCUUCUGCUAACCCGCCCAAAGCAGUCAGGAAAUGAGUGCUAUGUUGAGGAUCCCGAUACAGGCAGAACAGUCCCUAGAGCAUAUGUCCAGCGACUGGAGGAACAUGCCCAGAAGCUCCGUGAGGCUCUCAAAAAGUUGUCCAGCGAUCCUCCGCCUAAAGACGCCUCAACGCCGGUGAACCACCCCGAACGAAAGCGACAAAAUCCCCCGGUCUCAAACAGACGCUAUCUCGGCACCUCUUCUGGAAUCGCCUUCAUCGAGUACGCCAUUACCUUCGCAAAGACACGUCACAUCCUUGAUGGUUCGCGGGGUCUCGCGUCCCAACCCAACAGUCAAGCCCACACGGAUUCAAAACGCCUGAUUGAUAUUCUGUCUCCAACUCCCGCGCAUGCCAACUUAGACCGCGAGACGGUAUCGAGGUUAUUCGACUAUUUUUCUGUCACACAGUGGUUCUACAGAAUCCUGACGCGCGAACAGUUUGACUUUCAUCUAUCUCGCUUUUUCUCAGAUACGCCGAAUGAGUAUCCCGAAUCCGGCAUUGUCAUUCACGCAAUCUCGGCCAUUUCCACAUUCUAUCUAGGCGCUAUGGAGGGGAAUGCCAUGGCGUCGAAUCUCGCAGAGAUGCAAUACGAACGAGCUCUGCACUUGCUUCCGAACAUUCUGCCCUACCGCACCAUCGGGACUCUCCAGAUCAUACUGCUUGUCCUCCUCUAUUCCUUGGUCAACCCCCAGAAAUCUGUCACUUGGCAUCUACUGGGUGCUGCCUUACGCCUUGCAACUUUCCUUCGUCUUCAUGAAGACAACCUCACACCAGCGGCGACAGACAGUGCUAAAGAUGCGAGUGCUCGGCGGGAUUUGUUCUGGUCGCUGUACAGCAUUGACCGAGCCGUGGGGAAUACCUUGGGUCGGCCCACAGCAUUACAGGAUGUAGAUAUCCGCACACCCUUUCCCGAGAUUACUCCAGCUAGUCUACACGACUCCUCUUCGGCGCUCAAUGCCGCAGCUGCCAACCACUGCUUUUUACUCCGAAGGUUACAAAGUGAGGCAGCCGAUGUGCUCUACCAGAAGACCAGACCAAUGCCAGCUGAUUGGCACAACAAUAUCCAGAGACGGCUUGAUGCGUGGCUGGUUGAGGCGCCCUUGUCACAAUCUUCGCCUCAAAUGGAGGAUUGGAUUAACCAUGCUUAUCACAACUUGACCAUGUUCAUUUAUCGGCCAUCCUUGAUCAGUUCAAGUUCUUUUGAAGGAGCAUACCAACGAUCCUUUGCCUCAGCCUCGAAUGUUCUGAAGCUCUACGCGAAGAUGCAUUCACGUAAUGCUAUCGAUUGCACUUGGAUGGCAUUCCACUGGCUCUUCCUCGCCGCAGUCACGCAUCUCUUCUGUAUAUGGACCAGUCCCGAAAUCAGGGCCAUCGCCGACUGGAAAGAAAUUAACGAGGAUUUGCAGAGGACACGCAUGGUACUCUCAGCUAUGGCGGAACACUGGCGGUAUGGCAAAAAGAUUCUCGACAUUUACUGUCAACUCUGUGAAGGCACUAUUCGCCUUUUUGUACAGCUGAUUCCAAUCACUGGGAUCGAACAAGACCAUGAUCAACAAGCAACCGGGCAAGUAAGUUGGCCCGGGAAUUCUGCGCGGGAAGCAGGAAUCGAUGCAGCAUUCCCAGCUCCUCUGCCCAUGCACGCAUCUAUCGACCAAACCAGCACUUUCCAGUUUGAUGAUACCCUCAUGAACGAUGACCUAGGGCAUUGGUUGGAUCAACCCAUCAUUGGGGAUGGUACAGAGAACGGCGCUGCCAUGCUCUACUCGAACUUGGAUUCUAUGGGAAACGAGUUGGACCCAUGGUUCUAUCGAAUGUGA
Molecule: messenger RNA, 1953 nt
Organism: Capronia coronata CBS 617.96
Lineage: Eukaryota; Fungi; Ascomycota; Eurotiomycetes; Chaetothyriales; Herpotrichiellaceae
Exons: 2
Coding region: 1-1953 (650 amino acids)
Biological process (GO): positive regulation of transcription by RNA polymerase II; DNA-templated transcription
Molecular function (GO): zinc ion binding; sequence-specific DNA binding; DNA-binding transcription factor activity, RNA polymerase II-specific
Source: RefSeq, a predicted model, not a curated record